CAUAAAAUAUCCCCGUGCGCCUUACCGCAUAGGAAUAAAUCAUUUUGAUCACAUAGACAAAAUGCAAAAGAACCAAAAGAAGUCUGGUUUCUGUUUUGUCUAAAUUAUUUCUCUCUGGCGAAAAAGCUAAAGAGGUUUCGGUUACGGUCUCGGUCUCCGAUCAUAUCACGAAACUUCUUUGUCGGUAAUUCUCAGUGAUAAAAUACUGUGUGAGAUAUUUUCUUUACGAGAGAGACUUGUCGCCGUCGGAAACUAAAGCUAUUAGAGUUAGAGAGAUAUCGGAAACUUUGUUCUCCGCCAGCUGAGUUUUGUGUCGGAAUUAGUAAGAUUUCGAUUUUAGAAUUUGGGAGAUUUUUCAAUUAUGGGUUCUGAGCAAAACGACGGCACAAGCAGCUUCUGUCCUUCAGAGCCAAAGCUCUGCGUCAAUGGCUGUGGCUUCUUCGGAAGUCCAUCGAACAUGAACCUCUGUUCCAAAUGCUACAGAGACAUCCUAACCAAGGAGGAGCAAGCCGCUUCUGCUAAAGCCGCCGUCGAGAAAUCUCUAAACCCUAAUAAACCCAAAAUCCAACUGCAACAGAUCACUCCCGGCGUUGUUGUCGAAUCCGGUUCGUCAACGAGCAGCGGCGAAGCAGCUCCCGUGGAUCCGCCGAAACCGACGGCGACGAGAUGCUUGAGCUGUAACAAGAAAGUGGGCGUGACGGGUUUCAAGUGUAAGUGUGGGAGCACUUUCUGUGGUGCUCAUAGAUAUCCAGAGAGCCAUGACUGUGAAUUCGAUUUCAAAGGAGUGGCUAGAGAAGCUAUUGCUAAGGCUAAUCCUGUCGUCAAGGCUGAUAAGGUUGAGAGGAUAUGAUUUGGUAAUAAUAACCAAAGAAGAAACUGGUGUCUGUUGUCUUUGUUUUUAAUAUGUCUCGUGAUGUUGGUUGCUUUGGCUCUUUUUUUAAAUUUCGUCUGCUUGCUCUUGUUAUGGUUUGAUUUGCUCUCUAGGGUUUCUUAGGAAUUUAGGUUAUGCUAUUUAUGUGAUUUUCAUGAUUUGGAACGCUGGAUUUGUUGUUCUGUAAUAAAAGUGUUGGUUAUAUUA
Molecule: messenger RNA, 1078 nt
Organism: Camelina sativa (false flax)
Lineage: Eukaryota; Viridiplantae; Streptophyta; Magnoliopsida; Brassicales; Brassicaceae
Product: zinc finger A20 and AN1 domain-containing stress-associated protein 1
Biological process (GO): proteasome-mediated ubiquitin-dependent protein catabolic process
Molecular function (GO): DNA binding; zinc ion binding
Source: RefSeq, a predicted model, not a curated record